Messenger RNA from Carassius auratus (goldfish), 2152 nucleotides. RefSeq names its product serine/threonine-protein phosphatase alpha-2 isoform-like. Gene Ontology annotation, molecular function: protein serine/threonine phosphatase activity. The coding region runs from base 423 to 1418 and encodes 331 amino acids. The transcript is spliced from 7 exons. Gene Ontology annotation, cellular component: cytoplasm; nucleus. Lineage: Eukaryota; Metazoa; Chordata; Actinopteri; Cypriniformes; Cyprinidae. The record is from RefSeq and is a predicted model, not a curated record.
CGGAGGCGGGUCCUAUCAACCUCCGUUGAUUUUGCUCCUGAACAACACGAUCCUUUUUUUAAGUUCCGUAGACGAUGGGAGAAAGGGGGUUGUGAGGAUACGGAAAAUAGGGUCAGUCUGGAUAAUUUGGAUGUCCGUGGGACAUUAAGAGAAUCGAAAUAAGAAGCGAAGGGGUACAUAGUAACCGUUUCCUGGUGUUUAAAUGCGGGUAGGCAAUAGUUAGCGUCCUCAGGCUAACAGUGUUAGCAGCUAGCGAUCAACCAAACGACAAAGGAAAUAUAGCCAGUAAAUACACAUUCCCAUAAAAUAUCUUUUAUACGCUUUGCUUGUUCAGACUGAGGCCUUAUUUUUUGACGAAUCACCAAGACAACAGUAAACGGCGGACUCGAUCUGUUUGAAUAAACCCGACAAAAUCCACUAAAAUGGCGGAGCCGGACAAAUUAAACAUCGACUCCAUAAUACAGCGUCUCCUGGAAGUUAAAGGAUCCAGGCCAGGCAAGAACGUACAGCUGACAGAGAGUGAAAUCCGUGGCCUCUGUCUCAAAUCUCGGGAAAUUUUCCUCAGCCAGCCAAUUCUACUGGAGCUGGAAGCACCACUUAAGAUCUGCGGUGAUGUUCAUGGUCAGUAUUAUGACCUUCUUCGUCUCUUUGAGUAUGGCGGCUUUCCUCCUGAGAGUAACUACUUGUUUCUUGGAGACUAUGUGGACAGAGGGAAACAGUCUCUAGAGACCAUCUGCCUCCUGUUGGCCUACAAAGUCAAAUAUCCUGAAAACUUCUUCCUGCUGCGUGGCAACCAUGAAUGCGCCUCUAUUAACCGUAUAUAUGGCUUCUAUGAUGAGUGUAAGCGACGGUAUAACAUUAAGCUGUGGAAGACUUUCACAGACUGUUUCAACUGUUUACCUGUGGCUGCCAUUGUAGACGAGAAGAUCUUCUGUUGCCAUGGAGGCCUCUCUCCAGACCUGCAGUCAAUGGAGCAGGUGCGGCGUGUCAUGCGGCCCACAGAUGUACCUGACCAGGGGCUGCUGUGUGACCUGCUGUGGGCCGACCCCGACAAAGACGUGCUGGGUUGGGGAGAGAAUGACCGUGGCGUGUCCUUCACCUUUGGUGCUGACGUGGUGGCCAAAUUCCUUCACAAACAUGACAUGGACCUAAUAUGCAGGGCACAUCAGGUCGUGGAGGAUGGUUAUGAGUUUUUCGCGAAGAGACAGUUAGUCACCCUGUUCUCCGCUCCUAACUACUGUGGCGAGUUUGAUAACGCCGGGGCCAUGAUGAGUGUGGAUGAGACACUCAUGUGUUCCUUCCAGAUCCUUAAGCCAGCCGAUAAGAAGCUAUACUAUGGUGGAGGGGGUGGAAUGGGCUCAGGACGUCCAGUCACCCCACCGCGAAAUUCAGCCAAGGGUGGAAAAGCCAAGAAAUAACACCCGCUGGAUGAAGAUCCUCUCACCCAAAAUUCCCUGAUCUGACUCCACUCUCUUUCUCUACCUCCCUUCUUUCUUUCCAUCUCCAAACGGCUGUAAAGCAAAACAGUACCCAGGGUUGAAGUCCUUUUCUCCUCCUUUUCAUUUUUUUUUCCUCAUGUAACUUUACAAAUGUGUGUUUAUAUACGAGACUGCGUGUGUGUGUGUCGGUUAUGUUUGUUACGCUCUUUGUGUUUGUUUUCCCACCCACCCAUCCUUCCCUCCCCCUCCAUCACUCAUUGCCCCAUCUCUCCACCUGUCUCUUCUUUAGGGAGCCUCUGACAAAGCCUCCGUGUAAACGCCCAGCCAGGCUCUAGGGAAGACUGAGACAGACAGAGGGGUCAAAGGGGGUGGGACAAGCCCCAUCACUGUUUAUGUUCCCUGCAUUGUUUAAAACACGGAACUGCAUUAGUUAGAGAGCCAGUCUGAGUGAGAUGUGAUACAUGUGUAUAUACACACACACGCAGGGAGAAUGGAUGUGCAGAGAAAACAUGAGGUAGAGAGAGUUUGUCACAGGUGCAUAAUUUCCAUUUAGAGGUCCAGUGAUUUAAAACAAACGAUCAUGUUGGAACUUUUUACUUUUUUUGUAGAUGGAUCACAGCUAAAGCUUUGAAAUUCUUUGCUUACUAUGUGUCUUUUUAGGGUCUUUUUUUGAAAGACAAUUAUCAAUAAAGAGAACUUUAUUUAAACAUCCU